Molecule: messenger RNA, 3484 nt
Organism: Dicentrarchus labrax (European seabass)
Lineage: Eukaryota; Metazoa; Chordata; Actinopteri; Moronidae
Product: cell cycle control protein 50A
Exons: 7
Coding region: 188-1297 (369 amino acids)
Biological process (GO): phospholipid translocation
Cellular component (GO): plasma membrane; Golgi apparatus; endoplasmic reticulum
Source: RefSeq, a predicted model, not a curated record
CAGUGACGUCAUUGUUAUCGAUAGUACACUUCCUGGAGGAGCUGCCGUCGUCAGCCGUCGGGAGGUUAAAAUAAUGGAUUAAAUCCCCGAACAGCCGAAAACUAAUGCCAGCGCGGUUCGGUAACUUCCGCCAGUAGUCGUUAUAUGUCGGGGGGGGGCGCUAGGUGGCUAACAGCGGUAGCUAAUCAUGAUGGCGUCCAGUUACAACGCCAAAGACGAGGACGGACACAUCACCGUGUCCGGGCCCGGAGGCGGCGGGACGCUGCGGGGCAAGAAGCCCGAGAACACCGCGUUCAAACAGCAGCGACUGCCCGCCUGGCAGCCCAUCCUCACCGCGGGAACCGUGCUCCCUGCCUUCUUCAUCAUCGGACUCAUCUUCAUCCCCAUCGGCAUCGGCCUGUACGUGACGUCCAACAACAUCAAAGAGUUUGAGAUUGAUUACACAGGCGUCGACAUGUCCAGUCCGUGCUUCAACUGCUCCCAGAACUUCAGCUGGAACAGCACCCGGCCGUGUACCUGCACGGUGCCGUUCUACCUGGAGCAGCCGUAUGAAAGCAACGUCUUCAUGUACUACGGCCUCUCGAACUUCUACCAGAACCACCGUCGCUACGUGAAGUCCAGAGACGACAGUCAGCUGAAUGGAAACGUGGAUUCCCUCAAGGAACCCAGUAAGGAGUGCGAGCCAUACGCUAAACACGACGGCAAGCCGAUUGCGCCGUGUGGAGCGAUCGCCAACAGCAUGUUCAACGACACGCUGGAGCUGUUUUACAACGAUCCCAACGGCACAAGAGUCCAGAUUCCUCUGACCAACACCGGCAUCGCCUGGUGGACCGACAAGCACGUGAAGUUCAGGAACCCUGGAGGCGACAGCUCAAACAUCACAGCCUCUUUCCAAGGCACCUCGAAGCCGGUGAACUGGCGCAAGCCCGUCUACGAGCUGGACACGGCUGCAGACAACAACGGCUUCAUCAACGAGGACUUCAUCGUGUGGAUGAGAACCGCCGCCCUGCCGACCUUCCGCAAACUCUACCGCAUCAUCAACAAGACGAGCAGCAUGGUUCCGACUCUGCCGCGAGGAAACUACACGCUGGAGGUCGUCUACAAUUAUCCCGUUCGCAGCUUCGAGGGCAGGAAGCGGAUGAUCCUGAGCACCAUCUCCUGGAUGGGAGGCAAGAACCCGUUCCUGGGCAUCGCCUACAUCACCGUGGGCUCCGUCUGCUUCUUCCUGGGCGUCGUCCUGCUCAUCAUCCACCACAAAUGUGGCAACCGCAGCAACAGCGCCGACAUUUCCAACUGAGACCGGCCGCCCUCCGGCUCACCUCUGCUGCAGCGAGGGUAGAAACAAGCAUCAGACAGGGUUUUAGGGUUUUAGGGUUUUAGGUUGCUUGACGGUGCCUGAUUAUUUGCCAAAAUUUAUAGAAAAGUAGCCAAAAAACUUACAACCGCAGUCGACGUAUAACAACUUUUGAACGCUUUUACUUCCUGGUAGGACGAGCGUUAGAGUAUCAGACUGAUGAGUCACAUGAUCAGCUGCCUUCAGAGAGUUUCUAUCAGGUCUGAAAGCGUCGAGAUUUAAUCUGGAAACCUUCAGACAGAAACUGUAAAACGACCGCAGUGCUUUACCGGGACCAAAACCACGAGGACACGUCAGUCCAAAUACAACACUCUCAUGCCGUACACUGAAAGAGUACGCUUUAGUCACUCCUCCUCUUCCUCCUCUUCCUCCUCCUCCUCCUCCCUCCUCCUCCUCCUCCUCCUCCUCCUCUUCAUCUCGACUGCGAAACCUUCAUUCAGAAUCGACACUGAUAAACAGCCGUUCUCAAACCUAUCUCUUAAAGCUCGGCCUCUGACUUUUAAUGAGCGAUUGGUGAUAAAAUAAUGAAUCACUGACAUUUACGACAAACUGAAGAAAACGAAACACUUUGUGUGUCUGCGAUAAAGCGACUGACGACGCCACUCGACCACAAACACCAGAGAGUUAGCCUCUCUGAGCCGCUAGCUUCUGUCUACAGGAGGAACACGGGUCUGGAUCCGGACUUUAAGAACCCCCCGCUGUAAAAGAUUGAUUUUGUUUUGGUAGAAAUACCCUAAAUUCUCUGCUUCCAGCUUCUCAGAUGUGAAUAUUUACUUGUUGUCUUUGUCUUCUGUGACAUUAAACUGAAUCCUUUGACCAUACGUGUACUGUAAAAGGCGUUUGGAGUUGUGAACUCAUUAACAUUAAUUUACACAGGAGGGACGAUUACACCGACUCUUAUCAUACGUGUAGCCUGUGAAUAUUGUAUUGAGACCAUCCAAACCUUAAAGGCUGAUUGUACUGCUUUUAAUCCACAGAUAAUAAAACAAAAUGAACACGUAUUUAAUGUUUUCCCACUAGAACUAUAUCGUGGCAUUAAAGCGAGGGCAUUGAAUUAGCAUAUAGCUGAUGAGCAGUAAGGAACAUAUAGAUAAUAUAUAAUGUUCUGACGCCUGUAGGAUCUCAGUGGAGGUGAGCUGGAGCGUUUCUUUAAGCUGCAUGCUGGUUAGCAGAGACGUUAAUGUGAUUACCGAGCUGCUUGAGCGGCUCGUCUUUGUGCCUCGUUUCGUCUGCGACUUUAACCUUCUUACGAACUAUAAGUUCACGCUUUCACGCGCAAGUUCCACGGAGCACAAAAUGUUUGGGAGCAGCUUCGUUUCUUUACGUAUUUCAUUUUAAGAAACGUUUGGAGAGCCGGUGUUUGCACACUGUAAAAAAAUAUUUGAGAAAAUUCAUAAUUUUAACUGAUUUCACUAAAUGUUUAAGUUUUAGGUCAAACUUUGAAGUUUUUAAAUAAAAUGUAAAACAGUUUGCUGACAUACCUUUUUUUCUAAUUUACUUUUAAAUACAGAAAAUUCAGUAUUUAACUUUUUUUUUAAAACUUUAACUGAGCUGUGAAUUUGAUUUUUCAUUAUUUUGGUGCUUGGAAAUGAAAUAUUUGCAAUUGAAAAUAUUAAAUUAUAUAUAUUAAAUUAAGAAAUCGAAAAAAAAAAUUUGUUUGUUAAACUUAAAAAUGUUAGUUAUUAUUAUUAUUAGUUUAUUUGAGAACUUAAGAGUUUGACUCAAAGCUUUAGUGAAGACAGUUGAAACUAUGCGUGCGAGCUCAGGUUUGAGUCUAAAGGUUUAAAAUGUAAAUGAAUCCAGAAACGUGCACAGACACGUCGCUGUAGCUUCGUUCGUUGUCGUUUACAUGCAGUAAUAAUAGAUUAUAAAUGCAGCAUGAUGAAACUACAUGUGAUUAAAUGUGUUUGUUAACAUUUACACUGCUGACGGUGAAUCUAACGCACACGAGUAGUUAACACUCAAAUCCUGCCACAUUCAGAUUAAUACAGGCUGCAUGUGGAAAUACGCUGAGUAAAAAUGUUUUAUUUAUUUUAUUAUCUCAUCAACAUGAAAAGCACUGAAUUUCUUUUGAUACUCAUCUGUGUUGUAUUGUUGCUUAAAAAGAAUAAAUUUGUCAUUUAAAUUAAA